AUGACUCUGAAAAUCCCACCACCACCUCCACCUCCUCGUCCCUCCGCUGCCCCCACCAACAACAAACCACCCUUCAAACCCAUCACCACCAAGCCCCACCCUCCAAAACCCAAAACCCACAUCACCAAUCCUCUUCAAACACUUAAAAGAAACCCAAUCAAGAAGCUCUGGUUAACCAGCAAACUCUCUCCCCCACCGCCACCUCCACCUCCGCCUCCACCAGCACCACCGCAACCACCGCCAGAAUCUUCUGCAUACAAAACUGAUUUGGAUGAAAUCGAGAAUAACAGUGAUUUGAGACCCACGCAAAUCGAGUACAUAGAUAAAAGGAAAAUCUUUGUGGGGAAUCUUCCAUGGUGGAUAAAAAAGAACGAGCUUGAAGAACUGUUCAGACAAUUUGGACCAAUAAAGAAAGUGAUAUCAAUAAAGCGUUACAAUGACACUGAAAGAAACAUGGGGUUUGGGUUUGUAAUAUAUGGAGGUACAACAACUGAAAAUUCAGCAAUGAAAGCAGUUGAGUUUGAUGGUAUGGAGUUUCAUGGGAGGGUGUUAACUGUAAAUCUUGAUGAUGGGAGACGAUUGAAGGAGAAAUCUGCAGAUAGGGCUAGGUGGAUUGAAGGUGAUGACACUGUAGAUUACAAGUCAAAAUGGGAAGAAGAGAGACAUGUUUCAAGAAAAGAUCUCAAAAACAUGUUAGGAACUCAACCAAAAAAUUGGCAAGCUAUUGUUAAAGCUUUUGAAAGGAUCAAAAAGCCUUCAAGAACAGAGUAUGGGUUGAUGAUUAACUAUUAUGCAAAGAAAGGUGACAUGCAUCGAGCAAGAGAAAUGUUUGAGAGCAUGAGGGGUAGGGGAAUUGAACCAAACUCACAUGUAUUUACCACCCUAAUUCACGCUUAUGCAGUAGGAGGAUUUGCUAGGGUUGAUAUAAAUGCUGCAGAUAAGUGGUUCAAGGAAGCCAAAGACAAGCUUACAACUUUGAAUGCAGUUAUAUAUGGAAACAUAAUUUAUGCACAUUGAUGAGUAUUCCUUUCUAAUUAUAUAUUUUAAAUAUGAAAAAAAAAAAUACUUUGUAACAUUCUGAAACACACACACACACAGCCAAGCCUUCAACAUGGAGGGUGCUAAAGCCUUGAUGAGGGAGAUGGAAGAAGAGGGCAUUGAUGCUAC
Molecule: messenger RNA, 1167 nt
Organism: Lactuca saligna
Lineage: Eukaryota; Viridiplantae; Streptophyta; Magnoliopsida; Asterales; Asteraceae
Source: the annotation of a GenBank genome assembly